Molecule: messenger RNA, 801 nt
Organism: Rotaria sordida
Lineage: Eukaryota; Metazoa; Rotifera; Eurotatoria; Philodinida; Philodinidae
Source: the annotation of a GenBank genome assembly
AUGUCAAAUUUACGUAAACAAAUUCUUUCUAAAUCUCUUCCACCUAUUGGUCCUUCAUCAUCUAUUAGAAAUUAUACACUUAUUGAAUGGAAUAUUUAUUUUAAUGAUAAACGUUAUAUAACAAUGGAUAAAAAUACAUUUUGUUUAUAUUCACGAAAUACAAACGACAAUUUAUCACCGAUUUUUUGGGCUGUUCUUUCACAAGCAGUAACUAAUCUUCUACAAUGUCAAUGUAUUGCAAUAGAUAUUCGUGGUCAUGAAGAAACAAAAACUACAGAUGAAAAUGAUUUAAGUAUUGAAACACUUACAAAUAAUGUAUGUCAGAUUUUACAUAAUUUAUUUAAUGAAGAUAAUAUAUCUUCGAUUUUUUUAAUUGGACAUUCAAUGGGUGGUGCACUUGCUGUUUAUAUAGCGAAAGAAUGUUCAUCAAUGAUCAAUGCACUGUGUGUUAUUGAUGUUGUAGAAAGUAGUGCACUUGAAUCUUUAAAUUCAAUGCAAUGUUUUCUUAGUUCAAGAUCAAAACAAUUUUCAACUCAAGAAAAAGCAAUUGAAUAUAUUGUUCGAAGUGGUCAAGUAAGAAAUGUUGAAUCAGCAUGUGUUUCUAUUGUUGGACAAAUUCAACCUAUGAUUAAUACUCCAUCAAAUGAAACAGAUUCAUCGAUAUUUCCAACAGCUUAUCAAACUUAUUUUUUAUCCUGUAAAUCUCCAAAAUUACUUUUAUUAGCCGAUGUUGAUCGUCUUGAUCGUGAUUUAACAGUUGGUCAAAUGCAAGGCAAAUUUCAAAUGCAUGUUGUUCCUUAA